Vigna angularis (adzuki bean) is the source of this 4883-nucleotide messenger RNA. RefSeq lists its product as uncharacterized. The coding region runs from base 615 to 4667 and encodes 1350 amino acids. The transcript has 8 exons. Lineage: Eukaryota; Viridiplantae; Streptophyta; Magnoliopsida; Fabales; Fabaceae. The record is from RefSeq and is a predicted model, not a curated record.
UUCUUGCCGUCUAAGAAUGGGGUUAGUUAGCACAUAUGUAUAUAAACCUUCUUGUUCUUUUCCACAAUUUACAUACCCCUGCUAUUAUCACACUUUACUACUCUCUGCACUGCAUAUACAAGUGGAAGGCCCAUGUCAGUGUCAAGAGUUGAAGCCUAUUAUGAGAGAAAAGGGAAAAAGAAAACAUGCAAUUUGAGCAGGCAUAGCAGAGAUAAAUUCCAGGAGAGAUUAGAUUUCAAAUUCUAUGAUUUCCACGCUCUGGAGAUAGAAAAAGGGUGGAACAAUCUUUUUGUUUCCAUUAUUUCCAUAGAAACAGGGGAAACCAUAGCCAAGUCUGGCAAAGCAUCAGUACAAAAUGGGAAGUGUCAUUGGGAAGAUUCGAUGCUAAGUACCAUGUGGAUUUCUGAGGAUCUUUUACAAAACAAUGAAAGCUUCCUCCUUAAGCUUGUUGUUGCCAUGGUCUGUUGGUUACAUUCAUUACCAUGCUUCACAUUUGAUUUUGUUUAUUUAAUAUAUGGUAUAAAUCAAUUUUACACAAACAUAUGAUAAGAUUUAACCUCUAAUCAUAUUCAUUAUUGGGAAGAUUCGAUGCUAAGUGUCAUUGGGAAGAUUCGAUGCUAAGUACCAUGUGGAUUUCUGAGGAUCUUUUACAAAACAAUGAAAGCUUCCUCCUUAAGCUUGUUGUUGCCAUGGUCUGUUGGUUACAUUCAUUACCAUGCUUCACAUUUGAAAGCUUCCUCCUUAAGUGUCAUUGGGAAGAUUCGAUGCUAAGUACCAUGUGGAUUUCUGAGGAUCUUUUACAAAACAAUGAAAGCUUCCUCCUUAAGCUUGUUGUUGCCAUGGGAUCUGCGAGAUUUGGGACUCUUGGGGAGGCUAUCAUUAAUUUAGCAACUUACGUUAGACCAGAUGUGAGUACUGCAUCAUUGCCUUUGAGACAAUGUUCCCAUGGGACAAUCUUACAAGUUAAAAUUCAAUGUUUGACCCCGAGAAGCAAACACAGGAAGGGAGCAAAUUCAUUUGUGGAAGAAAUGAGUGUUUGCUCUGAUGAUGUAGACAGCAUAUCUGAUGUAUCUGACAAUACAUUCAGCAGGACUAGUGGAUCUCCAUAUUGGGACUAUCAAGAAAAUACAUAUCAUCGAAGAGAACUUAGCAGUAAGAGAAUAAGUCCACUGGCAACAUGUUCAGAUCACGAUACUGGCAGCUCCUUGUCCUUCUGGAUCGGGAAGCUCCCCCAACAAAGCAAUGUCAGUGGACUGAAGAAGAAUAUGAAUGAGAGACAAGAUUCAACUUACUCUGAAAAUAUCCACUAUCCAUUAUAUGAUGCCUCCGGAUCAAUACAUUCAUCUCCAGUAACCUCAAGUUCGAGGACACCGGUUCAAGGUAAAAUUGAAGAGCAUGGGAAAGUUUCACAUGCCAGCGACACGACGUUGACAAGGAGUGUUGGUUCAUCUAAAGAUCUUCUGGGUGUGGCACAAGUAACCAUUGAUUUACUUCAUGGUGAAGCAAAGAUGUGGGAAGAAAAUGCUACAAAGUUGAUGGUUGAUGUGGAGAGACUGCAAAAGCAUUUAAACAAGAAAUCGAAGAAUAAAAAAGAACUGGAAAUGGAGUUGUCAGCAUCACGCAAAGAGAUUGAUGCAUUGAAGGAUGAAAUUCAACUACUAACCUCAGCAAUAAAGCAAAAUGACAGCAGAAAUCUUAAGCUCCAGAUUGAAGAGAUGGAUAAUACAAUAAAGGAGUUGAAGAAUGAGAUCAAGUAUCAGAAAGGACUUAAUUGUGACUUGGAGUUGAUAAAGCAAACACAGGAGUCAAAAAUUGAUCUUGUUUCCAUCCUACAGAAACUAGAAAAGAUAAAAGAAAAGCAGAGAAUGAAGAUUGCUGGUCUAUCAAUGAAUUGUUUGCCGUUUCAAGAUGUUGACAUUAGUAGCUGUGUGCCUGAAGACAGUGAGGAAGAGGACUUUAGUUUAAGCAAGGAAGUGCUACCAGAGAAAAUGAAAAAGGAGUUUUGUCAUUCAGAUAUUGAUCUUGGCACUAGUGAAAAUGCAAUAAGAUGCCUGCAUGAAGGGAUUGAACUACAGGAAUUCCGGAACUUGGAACUUGAGCACCAACUUAUGCAGGAGAAGCACAAAAGUAUGGAAAGUACUAUCCAGUUUCUGGAGAAAACUCUGAACGACAAAGAUAAAGAGAUGCAAACUGCAAGAUGUUUUAUGGCUCGAACAUUAGAAGAAAAUGAGGCAAAAUGGAAGAGUAGGCUGUUUGAGAAAGGCAAACAAAUCAUCAACUUUGAAAAGAGGUUGUCUGAUGGUGUUUAUGCUUUUGGCAAUGAAAUCUUAUCUUUAACACAAAGGGUGCAAGAUCUUGAAGCUGAAUAUUGUGAGGAACAAGGAGAGUCCAGAAAGAAUCUGAUAAUUUCUAGUUCCUUUUCCUCUAACUUUCCACUCUUUUGCUCUGAUAGUAGUACUAUCAACAUCAUUGAAGUGUUCCUUGAGUUAUAUAAGCAGCUGCAGCUUUCAGUAGAAAAACUGAGGGGUCAAGAGAAUCUUCUGAAUCAAAUGACAUUAACCAAGAAUGAGAAUUGUUUCAGUAUAUCAGAUCUCUCAAAAGAUGUGGGAAAAAUAGAUUUAAAGGAAUUGUCUGAAGCAAUCCUAUGUACCAUUAUCCUGUUGAAGAAGUUGCUUGAAACAAAAACUUCUUCCUUUGAGUACAAGAUUAAUUCUCAAGAUGAGUUAGUUGGGAGAAAAAUCAGAGAUGAUAAUGUAUAUCAGAAUGAAGUUAGAGAUUGCAGUGUAAGGGGAAAUAUAGUCUGUAUUUCUUGUCAGGAAUUGAGAAAUAUACAGGAAAAACUCAUGUCUCAUAUUCCACCAGAGAUGAAAAAUCAACAGGUUGAAUCUGCAGAGACGAACAAGCUGAAAUCUCACAAUAUGUCAGGGAAGGAGAAAACUUGUCUAAGAUAUUCCAAGUUACAACUUGAAACUGAAGUUGCUUAUUUGCAAUCCAAAAUUUCUUCAAGUUGCUCAGCUGAUUUUCCAAACGAUAUGAAGUUUCAUUAUUGGACAAAGGACUCCCACACUUUGAUCAGCAAAGAUCGUGUAAGGAAUCCAUCUUUUGCAAGUUGUGAUGAUGAAGGCAAUAUUUUGUUUGGACUAGAAGCAGAAAAGGAACAGUUUUCUGAAAGGGUGCUUAGCUUAGAAGCUGAAAUGAGACAUUUGAUUGAAGAAAAGGAGUCGACUCAUUUGGCACUGAAGAAUACUGAAAAUGUUGUAAAAAAUCUCCAGGAUGAGAUCAGAAGAAUGGAAGGAUUGAAUGAGGCACAAGAAGUUGAAUGGAAAAGAAAGGAGGAAAGCAUGCAGAAAAAAUGGAAAGAAGCUCAAGAGGAGUGCAGCUUUCUGAAAGUAGCCAACUUAGAAUUACAAGCUACAAAUGAAGAAUUGAUUGAAGAAUCUAAAACUCUUCAAACAACAAAUGAUGAGUUAAGAAUGCAAAAUUUGGACUUGCAUGGCCAAUGUACAGUAUUAGAUUCUAAAUUGGGGGAAUCACAUAUUGCAUUUUCUGAUAUGUUGAAACUAAUUCAAGAAUUGGAAUACAAAUUUACUUCAAUGCAGGAAGAAAUAGCUUUGAAAGAAAAAACCAUUAAUGUAGAUCUUGAUUUCAUUCUUGAGGAAAGCAGAAAGCAAGAAGAAAGGUUCAUUAUUGAAGAGAAAUUGUUAACACAGACGAAUUUAGAAAAAACAACUGAGGUAGGUUACUUGCAGAGAGAGGUUGAACACUUAAGAGACCAGAUCUCUUGUAUCUGUGAUAGACACAAGACGAUGGCUUCUAAUACUAUACUUGAGGUCUAUGAUUUAUGUGCUGAUAAAGCUAUGAUUGAAGCUGCUCUUCAACAAGAACAGGAGAAAGGAAGGCUACAUCAAGCCAAGCUUGAUAAUCUUCAAGCUGAAUACAAAGUCAUGAUGCAAAAUUAUACCGAAGAACUGGCAGCCUCCAAGGCAGACCAAGAAACUCUUAAGGUUAAUUAUGAAAAAGUAGUUGCUUUGUUGGAUAACGUCAAAUCAAACGAGGAGAAACUGAAGGGCACUGUUAGAGGGCUCGAAGCAGAAUUGAAAGCCUCUGAACUAGAGAGGCUACAAGCAACUGAAGAAAUAUUUGAACUAGAAGUUCAACUUCAGAAAACAGAAAUGCUUCAAGAUGAAAUCUUUAUCCUUAAGAGAUCACUGUAUGAAGCAGAAUUUGAAUUCAGAAGAUUGGAAGCUUCAUAUCAGACGCUAUCCUUGGAGUUUGAGGAGCUGAAGGCCAAGAAUGCAUCUUACAUUGGAAGAAUCUCAACCACUGAGAAAGUUACAUCUGAGUUGGAGGACUGCAAGCGCAGUAAAAUUGAGUUUGAGGAACAAAUCCUUCGGCUGCAAUGGAAUCUAAAAACAAAAGAAGCUUCUUGUAUCAAUAAGGCCCAGUUAAAGUAUGAAAUUUCCCAAAUGACAAAAGACAAUGCUGAGCUUCACAGGAAGAAAGAUUUUCUUCAACAAGAGAAUGAAGAGUACAAGAACAAGGUUAAAGAUCUUGAAGAAAGGCUGAAACAAAAGAAGGAUGUAAAAGAAGACCAUUAUGACGCCAAAGAUUGCAGUACUUCUACCACUGCCAUACAUGAUUUGAACAUUUUUACAGGAACAGGAUAACUGAAGCAGUACCAAAUCCAGUGAAGGGUCAUUCUUGCCAGAUCGUUUACAUUAGAACCAUUCUCUUUGUUCCUUUUUCUGUACAAGACUGCAAGUCAUAACAAUGUAGCUGAUUUUAACUUUUCCUAAUUUCGAAAUCAUUAUUCUAUGGGUUUUCAAUCCAAAGAACCUGGCUUUCAGGUCCAUGAAAUUUCAUUCCUACUAGUUCUUUCUCCA